AUGUAUGAGUGGUGUCAAUGUGAGGAAGAUGCAGGUCAGAGCAUUUGUGCUGGUUACCGUCGCAACACUUGCGCAGGUGUAAGCAUUGAGACUGUUCACAUGCACUGCUUUUGCAAUUCUCAUGCCACACGAGGUUUCAAGAGUGAGAAAAAGAGCCGCAAACAAGAUGAGAAGAUUCGACGCCGAUCUGAAGAUUCUAUGGAUGAGAGGGCUUCCUUGGGUCGCCGUCUGUAUCAGUGGUAUCAAUGGCGAGGAAUAAGAUCGCAGUAG
This is a messenger RNA of Penicillium taxi, 270 nucleotides long. RefSeq lists its product as uncharacterized. The record is from RefSeq and is a predicted model, not a curated record. Bases 1 to 270 code for a protein of 89 amino acids. NCBI's taxonomy places the organism in Eukaryota, Fungi, Ascomycota, Eurotiomycetes, Eurotiales, Aspergillaceae. The transcript has a single exon.